AUGCCCUUCCCCGAGCCCCUGCUGCUGGUGGGCUCCGUUGCUGGCAUCGCAGGCCUCACCUUCGCCUCCUUCACGGCGGUCAGCUACCUGGAAGUGAAGAAGCGAAUAGACGAGCAGACCGCAGCAGGGGAGGAUCCUUACGAGCUGCAGGUGGAGCGCCGGGUGGAGCAGCGCGCGCAGCCCCCCCGCAAAGCCGGCGGCAAGAAGGCAGGCGGCGGCAAGCGCAAGAAGUGA
Chlorella variabilis is the source of this 234-nucleotide messenger RNA. Its product is annotated as expressed protein. The coding region runs from base 1 to 234 and encodes 77 amino acids. The transcript is spliced from 2 exons. The record is from RefSeq and is a predicted model, not a curated record. Lineage: Eukaryota; Viridiplantae; Chlorophyta; Trebouxiophyceae; Chlorellales; Chlorellaceae.